Symbiodinium sp. CCMP2592 is the source of this 747-nucleotide messenger RNA. Lineage: Eukaryota; Dinophyceae; Suessiales; Symbiodiniaceae. The record is from the annotation of a GenBank genome assembly.
AUGGAGGUGGAGCCAGCAGGCAGAGACACGUCGCCGUCGCCGUCAAGCUCCUGCGGAAGCAGUCCGUCUCCACCUAUGCCCGGCAGCAGACGCGUCCGAGAGGACGAGAUGGAGAUGCGCCUGAAAGGCCCCAUUGACGCUGUCGACAAGGCCAAGAAGAGCGUCAAGACUGGCUUCGAUCUGAGGAAGAAUCCCGGCGAAGAAAAGCGGACCGUCUUCGGCUUCAUGGAGCGCUUGAAAGAAGCGAAGCCCCACAAGAAUACCCCACAGCAGCUGGGAAUAGCGUACAACACGGUGGAGAUCCAGGAGAGCCGCGAGUGUUUCCACCAGUCCACAUUGACCGUCACCGCUGAAGACAAGGAUGGAGUUCCGUACGUAUGGAGUGGACGCGAGUUCAGGGGACCUGUGGUAGGGAAGAAGACGUCGGCGGAGCAUGCGGCCGCAAGUGUGUUUCUUGCGGACUCUGACGUUCAACGAACGGCGGCAAACCUGGGUCCCUCUUACAAGCAAAGACAUUCCCAUGAGCGCAUGAAGCAACGGAUGCCGGUUUUGAUCGCAAGGCGCACUGCCAAGAGGGCUGCGGCCAGGCAAGCGAGAGAAAAUCAACAGUCCGGUUGUUGGUCGUCAAUGAAUGCUGUAGCUCAUUAUGAAUGUGCGCUUGCGCCAGGAGGCACCACACGUUGUGUGGCGGCCUCGGACACUCGGACGCCCCUGCUACGUCACCCGUGGCUUCGGCUUCAAGCGUGA